ACUGAGCGCCGGGCGCGUUCCGUUGGCGGCGGAUUCGAACGUUCGGACCGGGGUUUUUCUGCCUGAAGAAGCGUCAUACGGACCGGAUUGUUUUCGCUGGCCCAGUGUCCCCGGAGCUUGUGUGCGAUACAGAGAGCACCUCGGAAGCUGAGGCAGCUGGUACUUGACAGAGAGGAUGGCGCUGUCGACCAUAGUUUCCCAGAGGAAGCAGAUAAAGCGGAAGGCUCCCCGUGGCUUUCUAAAGCGAGUCUUCAAGCGAAAGAAGCCUCAACUUCGUCUGGAGAAAAGUGGUGACUUACUGGUGAGAUUCCAUCCCUUCUCGGGCUGGGAAUGGGUCACGGGAGAGGUCCAUCUGAACUGUUUACUGUUUGUUCAUCGAUUAGCAGAAGAGUCCAGGACAAACGCUUGUGCGAGUAAAUGUAGAGUCAUUAACAAGGAGCAUGUACUGGCCGCAGCAAAGGUAAUUCUAAAGAAGAGCAGAGGUUAGAAGUCAAAGAACAUAUUCUUGAAAGUUAUGAUGCAUUCUUUUGGGUGGUAACAGAUCAUAAAGACAUUUUUUACACAUCAAUUAAUAUGGGAUUAUUAAAUAUUGGCUAUAAGUGA
Molecule: messenger RNA, 603 nt
Organism: Gorilla gorilla gorilla (western lowland gorilla)
Lineage: Eukaryota; Metazoa; Chordata; Mammalia; Primates; Hominidae
Gene: CENPW
Product: centromere protein W
Exons: 3
Coding region: 176-487 (103 amino acids)
Biological process (GO): mitotic cell cycle; kinetochore assembly; chromosome segregation
Cellular component (GO): kinetochore; nucleoplasm
Molecular function (GO): protein heterodimerization activity; DNA binding
Source: RefSeq, a predicted model, not a curated record